AUGGAUAUGAUAAAUAUACGAACCAAAAAUCUAUGGCAAUUUGCUCGUAAAAUGUUUAUUCAAAUAUUUUGUUCAGGUAUUUAAAGAUCUUAUUGAUCCCAACUCAUAUGUGAAUAUUUUAAGGUCUUUCAUUCUCUCAAUUAUUUUCAAUAUAUAUCGAUUAUUUUCGUCGAUAUUUUGUGCCAAAAUCCUUCGAAUAUCCAAUUGAUUGUUUCUUUGCCUUCUUCUUAUUCCAUCUAUAUUUAGCCUAUAUUUUAAUCAUUUCAAUUUCUCGAAAUAUUUUCAAACAUUUCAAAUUGAAAGGUUCGAAAAUUGUGCCCGAACUUCGAGUGGCUCAACAAAAAAUUGGGUUAAUUUUGACAUCUUUUUUCGUUUUUCAAUCAAUUGCUAAAUGGUCGAUUGGAAUUUCGAUGUUUGAUCGAAUUUUUGGAUGGAUUAUGCAAAUUAAGCCACAAAUUAAUUUCAAACCUCAAAUCGUAAGUUAUCAAAAAAAUUUGAGAAAAUUUGAAUUUUUGAAAUUUUCAGAAAUUCGACAAGAAAUCUUCCAUAAAAACAAAAAUGGACACAAAUAUUGGAUUAUCUUUGGAACCCGAAAAUUCGGAAACUCAAAAAACUUUGAAAAAUCUCACUGAAACAUCGAGAAAUUUGGAAUUUUUCGGAGAUGUUUUGGAAAAUUUUGAGGAUGAAAAUGAGGAGGAAAAAUCGAUAAAUUUGGUUGAAAAAUGGCUGGAAAACGAGGAUUCGCAAAAUGAUCAAAUUGUCAAGAAACAUUUGAUGAAACUUGUUGCGCAAGAUAUUAUUAGAAGAGUUAGUUUAAAUUGAAAAAUGGUGAAAACAAGAAUUAUUUUCGUGCUUUUUUUUUCAGAGAUCAUUUUGUUCGAAGCAGGAACUGGAAGGAAUCGAAGAUGAAAAUGUAUGA
Messenger RNA from Caenorhabditis angaria, 919 nucleotides. The record is from the annotation of a GenBank genome assembly. Lineage: Eukaryota; Metazoa; Nematoda; Chromadorea; Rhabditida; Rhabditidae.